This is a messenger RNA of Mytilus trossulus (common blue mussel), 3373 nucleotides long. Its product is annotated as protein wntless homolog. Gene Ontology annotation, biological process: Wnt signaling pathway; intracellular protein transport; Wnt protein secretion. Bases 118 to 1764 code for a protein of 548 amino acids. The record is from RefSeq and is a predicted model, not a curated record. The transcript is spliced from 13 exons. Gene Ontology annotation, cellular component: endomembrane system; organelle membrane. Gene Ontology annotation, molecular function: Wnt-protein binding. Lineage: Eukaryota; Metazoa; Mollusca; Bivalvia; Mytilida; Mytilidae.
GAAGCGUCUGACAUAAACAGACCAGAUGGCGCUGUAGUCUUUUCUUCAGACAGAAGAGUUGUCGAAAGUGAUAAAGCACGUUUUAUGAGUUAUUUAGACUGAUUGUCCAUCAAAGACAUGGCUGGCGUUGUUUUGGAAAACUUGAGUUGGAAGAAACUCAUCAUUCUCAGCUUAAUAUUGCUUAUGUUACUUAUAACGUUUUUCUUAAUUGGUGGUUUGCAAGCUCCUCAACCUAACAAUGUGAACAUUAUCAUUGGUACAAAAUGCUAUUCCAGAGGUAGAUAUGUCAACAGAGAGAAAUGGCAUAUACCUAGAGGAAAUAAGAGCAUUAGCUGUGAGAAGUUGGAUAGUUUAAGGCCUGACGAUCCUAAAAUCAUUAGUCAAGAGAUAACAGACAAACAGGUUGUUUUUGCUUUCUGGAUUCCUGGCCCUAGAGAUGGACAAGAGCUGAAGAUGCAUCCACGGUUUCAGUACAUGAUGUCUGUAUUACAGCUUGACAUUAUAUAUCAACCACACAAUCCUGUAGGACUAAACCCAGUGAUGCUGUUGGAUUUUAGACUGGGUUACAGGAACGAAGGAGAUAGAGAGGGUGAUUGGAAAUUACUGGCAGAAUCUGCAGAGGAUAGAAAACUUGUCUGUACCAUCAGUACAAAUGAGAAGAAUGAGACAGAACCAGGGUCUCAGUAUGAUUGUGAGCUGCUGCAUGCCUUUGAGAUUUCCAGUUUACACCAUGAUUACUAUCUUCUGAACCUACGACUCCCUCCCAGUCCUGAGAAGAAUAUAAAUAUUGGUCAGAUUGAUGAUAUCUCUCUUGUGACAAUUCAUCAGAAUGGAGGAUUUACUAUAAUAUGGUUCUCCAUUAAGACUUUCAUGUUUCCAUGUGUUCUGAUUGUGUUAAUCUGGUUUUGGAAAAGGAUACAACUGAUGUGUAGACCCCCAAACUUACUAGAAAGAACACUCUUUGCCUUGGGAAUAACAAUGUCAAUCUUAAACUUACCCAUUGAAUGGUUGACAUUUUGGUUGAAUAUUCCCUUCAUGCUACUGCUGAAUGAUAUCAGACAGGGAGCGUUCUAUGCCAUGUUGUUGUCUUUCUGGAUUAUAUUUACUGGAGAACAUAUAAUGGACCAGACAGAGAGAAACAGACUGAAGUUGUACUGGAAACAUUUAACUGCUGUAAUAGUGGGUUGUGUCUGCUUGUUUGUGUUUGAGAUGUGUGAAAGAGGAAUGCAGUUGAAGAAUCCAUUCUACAGUAUAUGGUCAAGUGAAAUUGGGUCAAAACUGGCUUUGGCUUUUAUUAUAAUAGCUGCUGUUGCUGCCACAGCCUACUUCCUGUUCUUGUGUGUCAUGAUUUACCGUGUCUUCCGAAACAUCAGUGCCAAAAAAUCAUCCCUACCAAGCAUGAGCCAUAUGAGGAAAAAGUAUUAUAUGGGUCUAAUCUUCCGAUUUAAGUUUCUGAUGCUGCUGACUUUAUUCUGUGCUGCAUUGACCGUAGUUUUUUUCAUCAUCAGUCAGUUGAGUGAAGGACAGUGGAAAUGGGGAGAUGAAAAUCUUAAUUUGGAAUACUCAAGUGCAUUCUUUACAGGUGUGUAUGGUCUUUGGAAUGUGUACAUCUUUGGACUGCUGUCUCUGUAUGCUCCCUCUCACAAGACUGCUUCCAGUGCUCAUGCUGACACUGAUAGCCAGGAAGAAGAGGUACAGUUAACAAACAUGCCAUCAGAAUUGUCCACUCUACAGUCUUUUGCAACAAAGGCUGACCAGGAUUAGACAUGGGCAGAUGAUGUAUAUAAUGGAAAAUAGAUCUGAUUCUCAGACAUUUGAUGCAAUAGUUACAUUUUGAAUAAAAUAGAUAUUAUUUGUGUGUGAGAUCCCGAAGUUAAUGUUCUCACAUAGUUGUCAUAAUAUUAUAUAUAACAAUUUGACUUAAAAAGUUAUCAUUAGUGUUGUGAUUUUUUAGUUUUAUAAUGUUUACAUUUUUGUGAAGCUACACAUAUUUUUACUAUAGAAUAUUCAUUUCUUCAUAUAUGGAGUAUUUAAGAAUACAUUUACAUAGGUUGAAAUAAGACAUAUCUGAAUAUUUUUAUUCAUAUUUUUUUUUAAUACAUGAUAGAAACCAUCACUCCAUGUAUAUGCUUUUGAGUGUAGAUAGGAUGUUGUCUCUUGUAGUUUACCAAUUUCAUAUGAUUUUUUAAUCUUUCUUGUACUAUAAAGAAGAGGUGCUACUUUUAUAUAUUUUCAAUGUAGAAUUUAUAAAUCUAUAUAAUAUCAUGUGUUUAUUCUUGUGUCAUAUUGUUUUGUAUUUUUGACCCAAGCUGUAUUGUGUUUCCAGUGGCGAAUACAGGUGGGGUUCCGGGGUUGGAACCCCCCUUUUGUUUGGGACAAUCAACGCAUUUGAAUGUGAUUGACCCCCACCCCACUCUUUAUCCUUUUUCAAAUGGCUAGAUCCACCCCUGAUUUCUAUAAAGAGCACAAUAUUAGUAUUAGUUCAAAAUGUGAACGAAGACUUUUAUGCAAUGUUAGAAACUAAUAUUAACAGGUUCAUUAUGAUAGAUUUCACAUAUGUUUAAUAGUAACAUACCUCAAUAAUGUGAAACAUAAUCAAUUUAAGGCUUGAGAAUGCUUCAAGGGAAUCAUUUUAAUCAACAAUUAGGCUUCUUGAUAAAAACCAGUAAAGUUUAAAUUAUAGUAUAAUGGUUCUGAAGUUUUGAAAUUUUGUUUGUUGGAGUGUUGCAAGUUUUACUCUUUGCAUUGUAAAUAAUAAUAAUAAAACACAGCUACAUAAUUUUUCAAAUGUUAUUAAAUUAAAAAAAUCAUUUUGAAAAAAAACAAUACUACGCAAUUAUUGUUUUAUAAAUGGCAAAAAGUUUAUAUCAAGUUCUAAUGAUAUGUUUAUGGUUGUGUUAAAAGUAAAUAUCUUGAUCUUACACUGGAUAGUGUGUCAUAUUGUUUUAAGAAAUAUUUUGAUAGGCACAGGAUUUUUUUCUAAGUGAACAUGAUAUUAUUAAGUUUAUUUUGAUAGAUUUGUGUAUAAAAGACUGCUGGACAGUCCCUCCACCAUCAGAGAACCACUUGUUUAUUAAAUAUCUAGCAAAAAAUCAAACUGUUGCCCAUAGAGGAUGUAUAAUUGUUUAUUUUUAAUGAAAUGCUAACUUUAUGGAUAUAAAUUUUAAAUUUUUUAAUUUAUAUAUAUAUAUGUAUUAUGUAACUAUGAUUUUUACUUUUAUUAUUCAUGAUAUCAUGUGGCAAUCUACUUCAAUGAAUUUAUUUAUAUAAAAAAAAUAUUAGUUUGUAAAGAAAUUGAUUUAUUGCUUUAUAAUAAGAAAUCCAUUUUGUUAGGUAGUUUUUACCAACUUAUUUGCAAUAAAUGUUUACUGUA